Molecule: messenger RNA, 6567 nt
Organism: Aptenodytes forsteri (emperor penguin)
Lineage: Eukaryota; Metazoa; Chordata; Aves; Sphenisciformes; Spheniscidae
Gene: SLC16A10
Product: solute carrier family 16 member 10
Exons: 6
Coding region: 1-1302 (433 amino acids)
Biological process (GO): transmembrane transport
Molecular function (GO): monocarboxylic acid transmembrane transporter activity
Source: RefSeq, a predicted model, not a curated record
AUGUUGGCAGACUUGAAAAUUUUGGAUGGAGAUGAGGUAGAAGAACAAGGUCAAGAGUUAGUGGCUGAUUCACUUGGUUACAAGGGUUACAGAGUACAUAAGCUGUCACCAUGGGUGAGCUCUCUUUCUAUGGGGAUAGUCUUCUUCUGUUCUCCAAUAGUCAGCAUAUUCACAGACCUGUUUGGUUGUCAAAAAGUAGCUGUUAUUGGAGCUGCAGUAGGCUUUGCUGGACUCCUUUCAAGUUCUUUUGUAAGCACCAUUGAACCUCUAUAUUUCACCUAUGGAGUCUUAUUUGCCUGUGGCUGCUCAUUUGCGUACCAGCCAUCCUUGGUCAUUCUCGGGCACUAUUUCAAGAAACGCCUUGGACUAGUGAAUGGCAUUGUCACUGCAGGCAGCAGCUUGUUCACCGUGUCACUGCCCUUCCUCUUGAGAGUUUUGAUCGAUUCUGUUGGCCUAUACAACACCUUGCGGGUCCUGUGCAUCCUUAUCUUUAUUCUGUUCCUGGCUGGCUUUACGUACAAGCCCCUUGUUUCCAAUGCCAAAGACAAGGAGGGAGGAAAGAAGGGAAAGUUCAGAUUUCGUCCUGAAAAAAAGAUUUGCAAUUUCUCCGUUUUCAAAGUUCUCAGUUACAGAAUCUGGGCUUUGGGGAUCCCAGCUGCACUUUUUGGAUACUUUGUGCCUUAUGUUCACUUGAUGAAGCACGUAAGAGACAGAUUUGGUGACAGUGUGCCAGAAGAAGUGCUUCUGCUGUGUCUGGGCAUUACUUCAGGAGUUGGCAGAUUGAUCUUUGGCAGAGUUGCAGAUUAUAUUCCUGGUGCAAAAAAAGUUUAUUUACAGGUGGCCUCAUUCUUCUUUAUUGGCCUGAUGUCUAUGAUGAUUCCACUCUGCCACGUCUUCGGAGGUCUCAUUGCUGUCUGUCUCUUCAUGGGCCUGUUUGAUGGGUGCUUCAUUUGCAUUAUGGCUCCUAUUGCCUUUGAGCUUGUUGGGGCUCAGGAUGUCUCCCAGGCCAUAGGAUUUCUACUAGGAUUCAUGUCAAUACCUAUGACAUUUGGUCCACCCAUUGCAGGUUGGCUGCGUGAUCACCUCGGCACCUACGAUGUAGCAUUCUACCUGGCUGGAGUCCCUCCCCUUAUUGGUGGAGCUAUACUAUGUUUCAUCCCCUGGGUCCAUGAACGGCAGAAGUUAAAAGAAAGAGCAAAACCUAUUGAUGGAGAAACUACUGAGAAAAUGCUGGAAAACGAAAGCACUAUGGCGUCGGACACUACAGAAAAGCCAGUCAAAGAAAUGGAAUCUGGUUUUUGAUGCUUUGUCUUCCUGUACCAGCCUGACCUUCUUCUACUGAAGCUAGACUGGUACUCUUUGGCUGAAGGAUACUACAUGAUACUGAAGAAGUUUUGAACUAUUGCUCAAAUAGCAAAACUGCUAUAAGAAUCUUUUAUACCAUUGAACUUUUUGAGUUGAGUUUGAUUUCAAGCCACAUUUUCAAGGUAUUUGAAGUUUUCUAGCAUUAGUGUGUACAUGCAUAGUGAUCCUGUGUGUGAAGAGAAUAUUUUUCUAAUGCAUCAGAACGUAUUCCUGGAAGUGUGAAAGCUGUUUUUGGUUCACUGACCCAGGAUUCUUCAAAGACUUUUAUGGUCCAUCCAAUGCAGGCACACCCAUGGGUGUUUAUACUGGAAAAUGUAGUAGCUCUUAUGACUGAUUUGUUUUUUGAAGUUUCUCAUGCUGUUUUACAGUCUCUUAUAAUUCUGUAUCAUGAACAUGAAUAUGCGUCUUUUUGAUUACCUUAACUCUUGCUGAAAUCAUUUUGCAUUAGAAAGCUAAAUUAUUAAACAUCUGUUUUACUUUCUCUAAAUACCCUAGCCUGCUCAGGUUGCUUAAACACUCACCUGUUUUUGCAUUCACCUUUUCACAGUAGCCCAAACAAAGAACAUUAAGGAUGAAAUUUGAUGGGCACAUGUUUUGAAUAUGCGCAAACUAAGCUCUGAGUGCAAACACAUUCAGAGAAGUAAAGCUGCUUUUUAAUUUUUUUAAAUUUUUUUGAUUUUUUUAAUUUGGUGAAGGCAAUACUAUUAAUGUAUAUGUGUAUAUUUUUUUAGCUAAACCUCAGAAUAGCUGAUAGUUUUGAAAUUGUACUGACAGUAAUACUUUGGAGCAGUAUUGUGAAUUAGACUAAAUUUCAAAUUAUUCUGUUGUAUUUGUUAGGUUGGUUUUUUUUAUUCUUAAAACCAAGACAGCUUUAAAGGAUACAUUUUAAGUGCAAUAAUAAGUUGUUUUUAACGUGGAAAUAUACAUGAGCUGUUAAAAUGACAUUCAGCAAUUCAAGAUUUUUGCACUAAGUGAACAUGCAGGUUUAUUAUAGGUCUUUAUAGCUGUGUUCAAUUGCGUGUAGGGUAUAGCUCCAUAUUUUAUUCAAAUAUAAAGAAAUGUUUUUGCAUGUCCUACUUCUUGCUUAACAUACUAAACAUAUGGCCCUAUUACUUAUGUAUUCUUAAGUAUUAUGCACUGUUUGUCAAGCAGGUAUUUCUGAAAACCUCUUUCUCUGAAAAAUAUUUGAAAGCAUAAUACUUUGAGAUGAAAACACUGCUUUCCAGUUUAUCAUAAAACGCUUCCAAGUACAUUGUUUAUGUGUGGAUAUGGAUGAGCAAUGCAGUAGAAUACUUAAUCAUUCUUUAUUUCAGGUCCAUUCAAUACCAAUAACUUUUGUUUUCUUGAUUAGAAGUGUCAUAGCAAAGAGUAAACUAAAUGUGAUCUGAAGACAAAGUGCACAUUUAAGUGCAUUUUCUUAAUUAGUAACAAUACCUGUUCUUUACAUAAACCACGGAGGCAUACUGCUUUAAAAUUAUAACCCUUAUUGUCUCUUCUAUUUUCAUUUUUUUCUCCAGAGUUCUAGUGAAUUGCUCAGAAAGCCCGUGUACAUUGUGAUAUAAAACAUUAUAUUAGCAAUACUAUUGCAUAGAAUGUUUACAUCUAUCAACUUACAAAAGUCCUUUAAAUAUAAUCAUGCAAAGCAUCCUAAUUAUUGGAGACCAAAGCUCAUACCUUUUUUUAUACUGCAGAAUUUCAAUCCCUGCUUUACAUGGGUGAACUUUAAAAGAAUUGAAUCUUAAAAUGUUAGAGAUGUAUGGGAGGGACUUCGAGGUGGGGGAAAAAAAACCCAAACCAAUCUGUAAAACAGAGGUCCCUUUAGGUUCACUGGGACUUGUGCUUCUGCACAAGUACUCAUAAGUACUUCUAAAAAUUUCAUUAAAAUAUUCAUAGUAUUGUUAAUUAAAAUGACUACAAAAUGCUGCCUUCAUUACAAAAAUGCUAUUAACAGCCUACGCUGUUCUUGUCUGGAGUGUUUCUGUAGAACAUGUUACUCAGUAUUAUCUUCUAUUUGGGCAAUGCAAAAGGUGUUGAGUAAGUGUGGUAAGAGCCUCUUGUUUCCUCUUGCUUUGUGAUGAAAAAUUACUAUUCAUCACAGGUCUUACAUUUCAUGUGUUUUAGCUUUGAGUUUUUAACCAAAAACAAGGCUGCUUUUUAGCACUGAUGCAAUUUGAAAUCAUUGUGACCAGACGUCUUGAUGUAAUUGUGGCAUCUUCCUGACUGGCUGCUCUGUAUCUAUAUGAAUUAUCUGGGAGAGAAUAUAAAAUAAUUGUUGUUAAGUUUUAGAAAUGAUACAGAAAUAGUAUAACAAUAGUAUGGAUUAAUUAUUGCCAUACCCUUUAAAAAUGUAUCUGUACAUAAAAAUCCAAACUCUCAUAUUUGAGUAACUAAAAAUGUAAAUUAUACUCACAAAUAUGAAGGACAGCAUUUAAAAAACAAAAAAACAAAAAACACCAAAACCAAAAACCAGACUCCAGGAAGAGGGUACAAUGAGUGAAUAAUUGUUUAGGAGUGGUUACUAUAUUAAAAACAGCUAGUGAAUGGGAUUUCAGACAAGAGGGACCCAGAGUUAGGGGUAAGGAAGCUACGCUGGUGUGAUGAUGUUGGAAUAAUGAACCUACUUCUGAUGCCAGUGCUUGUUUUACAACAAUGCUAAAACUGGAAAGGCUUCAGAAAAAAAAGUCUUUUCAGAAAAGGUAAAAAAAAAAAAGUAAAUUAAUGCAUAAGAAUUCUGUUAGCAUCUUUACUGUUAGCUUGUAUCUAUGGGGAAAUGUCCAACAGAAACGCUCUUUAUUGGACAUAAGCGUAAGAACAUUGUGUCCUAAAGCUAGAUAAGAUGCAGUUAAAAUGAAAGUGAAGUUCAGAUUGUUAGCGGUGAGGCUAACUAACCAUUGAGAAACUUAUUUAGGGAGACACUGGAUUCUGUAUGCUUUGAGGUUUUAAAAAUGAGGUUAGCUGUGUCCCUUUAAAGAAACAAAACAAAAACCAACCCACACCAAAACACAAAAACCCCAACACAAAUAGCAACUACUUAGUACAUUUCUGAAAAAAUGAUUGAAUGAUGUAGAAAUGGUUGCUAUUCUGAAAACUAGGAGAGAAAAGCAUGGAAUAGUCAAUUUUAUUUUGACUGAGUAAAUAUAAAUAAACUUUUGUAACAGAAUUUAAUUUUAGGUGUGUGAACCUGUUCGUGGGAAACUUGCUGAACUCAUAUUUUGAUGACCUAAUUCAUGCCAGAUUUAGCCUUGUUGGGGGUAGAUUCUAAAAUUAAAAUACUAGCUUAGGUCAAGAAAACCCUUAAAUCAUUCAGAUGUAUCCCUCUCUUGAGAACAGUUCAUAGAGUACUUUUCAUAGGCAUUGCUCUCCCAUCCUAUAAACAGAGCGUUAUCGUCUUUUUUCCAUUAAAUGUUCUCAGGGUAAGCUUCAGAAGAAAUUGGGUAGAAAGAGGUUCACUUAAAAUGGCAGUGUGACAUUUCCAGUCUUACUUGAUGCUGUUAAUUUAAUACACCAGAUCUUGAAACCAAGACUAAUUUUGAGCAAGGGGUUGGUUUUAGGUAUGGCUGACAUGUCUUUUCAGUAGGUAUGAGAUCCUUGUAAAUCUUCAUAUAUCUGUUCAGCAAAGAGUCUGAAAUAAUGAAAACCCUUCAGGUUCUUGUUCACAUCUAAGCUACGUAAUGAUAUACAAUGUAUAAUUAAUAAAAAAAGUAUUGUUGGAUUUAUUCUGGCUACAUGUUGAAGGACCUGUACAAGUCUCAAACCAAGAUUUCAAAUUAACAUACUCUUAGUUAGAAUUUCUUUCAUCCAGAUCUUUCUGUUCAGCAUUAACACUUAAAAUUCUUUUGUAAGUUUACUUUCAGCGACUGCUUAUGGACAUUCCUAAACUGCUUACUUGAGUCAAAGGUGACAUAGGCAUUCUGUGGCCAUCCUUCAGGGUAUAUUCAGUAUCAGGUGAGGUAGACAGCCGACAUUUUUCUCUCUUUCUGCCUGGGCACGUACGUUCCCCCCCUUCCCUUUGGAGACACUGGAUUGUCAAAGCUGACGCACACCGCACUGGAUAUGGAUAGCCUUCCUUUCUCCAACUUCUUCCCUGCACGUGGACAGUACUGUUCAGCCUCCCUUUCUCAAACUUCCUCCCUACGUUAAACCUUUGAAUAGCCAUAGCCCGAUAGACUAGGCAAGUUUUUGUGAAGUGGGAGAUGUGAGGUUGAAUCAACUCUCAGGAGUGCUGAAGGCAGUUCUCACACAUACUAGAUGAAUGCUUUGAUCACACGCUUAGAUGUAAAAAAUGGACACUACCAUUUUAAAGCAAAAAUGCCCUGCUCGUUUUUUUGCAUCAGAUAGUAUGUGCCAAAGGGACAGGAGAUGCUUCCUUGCAGCCCCAAAGAAGUAUCUAAGGAUGGGAAUCAACGCUACUAUUCUUAGGAUCAUCCUUACGGGUUAGCUUAAGCAGCCGGGUUCUCACUGUGCUGGCACGGGGCAGCUCCCUGCUUCGCCGCUUGCUGAAGGGCGGCAAUGGCGGAGGGGCUCGGCCAUCCUCUCUGAGCAGGGAGCAGAGGUGCUGCCUUGUUUGGGGCCCGAUUCCCCUCCGGGGAGCUGGAAGUGUUAUGGGAGCUGACUUUUAGGCAUCUUACCUCUUUCGUUGGAACUGACCCUCUGAUAUUAAAAGUCUGUGUGUGUACGCAUAUAUAAAUACAAUGUAUUUUGACCAGGGCAUACACAAACAUUCAGUGCUUAACUAUGGGAGCUGUAGCACUGGAAUGUGGGAGGCAGCUGAGAAAGAAGUAAUUAUUUUCAUUUGUGUGUUUCACUGUUGACAAGCACAGCACCAUUACAGUUCCUGACAGCCAGUGAGUUUCUAGUCAUGUAAACUUUGGCAUAUUUUCAGUAUGCCUUUUAGUCUUUUAUAUAUAUAUGUGUGUCAACCUUUCUAACGUUUCAGAACUGCGUAUGCUAAGAUUAGAGUGAUUUUUAUACUAAAAUGUGUGCUAAUAUUGAUAACACUGACAUGCUUAAGUAUCUUUAUAGACAUCAUUUUGUAUGUUGUUUUUGAUAUUAAAGGAUAUAUGUUUUGCUAGCCUUAACUCCAUUCUUUAAAGUUCUGCUUUGUUAGAAGGGUAAGAAAUUAAUGUCUAAUGUCUUUCAUGGUGCUAAAGUAACUGUGAUCAGUCUCAAAUCAUUCAGAAUAAAGAUGGUAGUUCUUAAGUG